UACCGUUCAUUGACUCUUCAGUUCAAGGAAAACAGGAGCGAUACUGACAUCUAGCGGACGAGAUGGGGAACUGUCUUCCUCCGGUUGUUCUGAAUGGGACAGAUCCCCUCAUGCUGAUUGGCGUAACCAUAGAGAGCGUUGCUAUGUUACGCUGAGCGAGUCCGGAAGAAGCUGGGCUGAGCUGUUGUAGCAGUGCGGAGAAAUGGACGAUAACUUUCAGCUCGAAAAUAGCGGAGUGGGAAAAAAUAUUGCCAAGUCUGGACGAAGAGCUCGCCUCGCAGCUGACCAAUCCUCAUUUGAAGAUUCUCGCCCCACUAGGAAGUCUUCCACCUCCGCUGCAUUGGGAGAGGGCCCCCCUCCUAAACCGGCCCGGCGGCAGGGUGGCUGGGCAGAGGAAAGCUCUGGGUCUGGUUCUGCCAAAUCUGGAAGAAAAACAACAGCUGAGGACCUCGAAGACCGUCGCCUGCGACCACAAACUCCCCAGGGAUCCGAUGAUGAAGGAGACAUUCCAGUCAUCCCAGACCUGGAGGAAGUUCAGGAGGAGGAUCUCACAAUGCAAGUUGCCAUGCCACCAAGCAUCCAGGUGAACCGAGUGAUGACUUACAGAGAUCUCGACAAUGAUCUGAAGCACUAUUCUGCAUUCCAGAACUUAGAUGGAGAGAUUGACUUGAAGCUCCUCACCAAGGUUUUAGCACCAGAGCAGGAGGUGAAAGAGGAUGAUGUGAGCUGGGACUGGGAUCAUCUGUUUACAGAGGUGUCCUCAGAGCUGCUGAUGGAAUGGGAUCAAGGAGAGAAUGAGGAGCUGGGCCAGAAGGGACAGUGUCUUUAGUUCCUUAAACUUUAAUCACAGUUUUCUGAUGCGAUUAUGUUUUAUAAAUGUAUGUACAGCAUUUUUGUAUAUUUCAAACAAAGUGGCCUCUUCACAUCUUCACAUGUCUGUUAGUUUGUUGUUUUGGUUUGUCAGGUUUAACUUAGACAGCCCAAAGGCAUUUCUUCGAAAAGCCCCACUAAAAAAUGCAGUUUAAGAUAAAAAUGUCCUCUCUGUACUGGCAGCAUUAUCAACAUCCACAUACAAGUCCAAGGUUGAUAAUCAGCUAAGCUGAAAUCCAGUUGAUUGUCUUCAAAUUAACAUUCCUCAUUAAAGCCUACAACCUUAUUGUUAUUGACUAUGCCAUUGACUUUAUCUUGCAGCUCUUCGAUAGGAGCAACCCCUUAUUCACUAUUAUCUCAAAUGCAUUGAGCAGAUUUCUCAUUGACACCUGGGGGAUUAGCAUACAUUAAACCUUUUUUUACUGAAUUAAGAGGAACGCAUGUAAGUCGUGAAGAAGACAGCUGCCGCUAUAAAGUGUGCGUUCUUCACAAGAAUGUGAAAACAGAGUGAAGAGUCAGCAGGAUGUGAAAAAGAGAUGUGGUUUUUAUGUCUGAAAUAACAUUUGCUCAAAGACACUGAAGCCACUCAGUGUGAGCUUUUUCAUAUAUUUUGAAUGAGUGGAUGUGUCCAAAGUUUUGACUGGUACUGACAGAAUUACUUUGCAAGGUGCCAGCACGCAGAGAACACAUGUAUCAGCAUUCAGUUUUGUCUUUGGUUCAUGUGUGUGAAUAUAAAUGCAGGCCUCCAAAGUCAGGCCAGCUCUAUUAGGGAAACAGCUGUAACAUUUACAGAUUGUGAUUAGGUUUAUUUCUGAGGCAGACAUCGGUCUCAUGACAUUUGGAGAUGCACAGCAAAGUCCUCAAGGACACGCAAUGUACGCAUCUAACAGCUCAAUCACUGCCCAUCACAAAUAGAUCCAGAUUUUUUUCAUUUGGUCGGCGCUGAAUCAACUUCAUCAAGUGUAAUGCCUCAAGAUGAAGCUAUCAUGCAGGAUAUUUGUGCUCAGAAUAUUUCUGUGGCACUAUAUUUGAGCUCAGCACUCGUAUGCGGCGAGCGCA
Menidia menidia (Atlantic silverside) is the source of this 1929-nucleotide messenger RNA. The record is from the annotation of a GenBank genome assembly. NCBI's taxonomy places the organism in Eukaryota, Metazoa, Chordata, Actinopteri, Atheriniformes, Atherinopsidae.